AUGCCACCAAUUCCACGAAAAGUCCACAUCAACGUCGACUUAGGCGAAGGCUAUGGCAACUUCAGAGCCAAUCCGUCCUGCACAGAUGAGGAUCUAAUCCCACUCAUCGACCAUGCAAAUGUAGCCUGCGGCUUCCACGCCGGCGACCCCCUAAUCAUGCAAGAAACCGUCCGCGCCUGCAAACGCGCCAACAUCAAAGUCGGAGCACAUCCUGGCCUGCCUGACAUCCAAGGCUUCGGCCGUCGCGAGAUCAAAAUGUCCCCAGAAGAGCUCACGGCAAUGGUGCGGUAUCAAGUUGGCGCUCUGCAAGGCUUCUUGGACGCGGAGGGCGUCCCUCUGAACCACGUCAAGCCACAUGGUGUUCUGUAUGGGAUGAUGUACAGAGACGAAGAAGUGUGUCGAGCGGUGUAUGAGGGCGUGCCGAUGGGCGUGAGGGUUUUCGGUCUUGCUGGAACGAUCCAAGAAAAGGUCGCCAAAGAACUCGGCUUGCCCUUCACCGCCGAGCUCUACGGGGAUGUCAAGUACAGUAAAGACGGCAAGCUUGUAAUCGACCGCAAGAAGAAGCCUUGGACGGCCGAGGAGACGAAGAAGCAUGUCGAAUCGCAAGUCAUCUCGAGCUCCGUCACAGCUGUCACGGGUGAAGAGAUCCAGCUUCCAAUCGGGGACCACGAGGUGUCCAUGUGCUGUCAUAGUGACAGUCCAGGGGCAUUGGAGAUUGUCAAGGCAGCGAGGCAGAUUGUUGACAAGUUUAAUCAAGAUCAGGGCUACGCAUAA
Zasmidium cellare ATCC 36951 is the source of this 774-nucleotide messenger RNA. RefSeq lists its product as uncharacterized. Bases 1 to 774 code for a protein of 257 amino acids. NCBI's taxonomy places the organism in Eukaryota, Fungi, Ascomycota, Dothideomycetes, Mycosphaerellales, Mycosphaerellaceae. The record is from RefSeq and is a predicted model, not a curated record. Gene Ontology annotation, biological process: carbohydrate metabolic process. The transcript has 4 exons.